AUGCCCUCUCCUCCGCGCACCCCCUCCCCCACCUCGCCCAUGGUGCAGCUCACCCACCCCACGCCGCCCACCUCGUUUGCCGCCCACCGACUGGCCAUCAAGUCUGCCGAGGCCGUGCCCCGGCUCUCUGACUUUGGCUCCAUGCCUCACGGCCACUCUCACCAUGGACACGGCCACGUCAAGCGUCCGAGCAUCUCCUCUGCCAGCGACCCUAUCGUCGACCCUUCCAGAAGGGUGAGCUUCUCCAACGAGGCCAUUGGCGAAGAGCCCAAGUCGCCCGUGUACCAGAUUCCUCAGCGUUCGAGCAACCGCAACUCUCUCUCGCUUACUUCCGAGAAGGAGCUUGCUUCUGUGCACGAAGACUACGCCACUGUCCCCUCUGCUGGGCACAAGCCAGGUAUCAAGCCCCGCCCGCUCUCCUUCCAGGGGCCGCUUACUGCUUCUUCCGACACGGGUUUCGCCACUACUCCCGCGGGGAAAGGCCUCACCAUUUCGCCUUCUCUCGCCCGCGGUACGAGUACAGCCACGCCGUUUGGGUCUAUCUGGUCGGCAAGUGCCACUUUGCCCAGUAACAAUGGCUGGAUCACGCCCGCUCUGAACAGCGCCAAGACGACUAUUGGGUCUGGUACCACUGCCGGCCCUGGUAGUCAAACCCCGGCCAGCGGUGGGGGUGCAGCUCAGGUGGCCAAGGCUCGCGGUUUGGCAGUGGCGAUUGUCAAGGAGGACGGUGGUGUUGUGCCGGUCACGCCCACCCUCGGCAGCGCCGGGCUCAGGUCGCCUGGGUUGAAGAGUCCAGAGCUCAAGUUGAUGCGCGUGGCAGAGUCUUCCACGCCUGGUUUGGGUAGUGGUAAGCUCGACACUGGUAAGAGUAUGGGCAAGAAAGAAAUCAUUCUCUGCAAGUUUUACCAUACCCCCGGCCUCACUUGUACUUCUCGCCCAUGCCGCUUUGUCCACUCCCUCACAACUCUCAAGUCUCCCUCCUUCGACCUCUCCCAUUACACCAUGCUUUCCCCCACUCGCCCAGCGGACCCUACCUCUGGCACGUUUGCACACGCCCAGGCUCAGCUUGCUUCGCCUACAGGUAACGGCCCGGCAAAGCAGCUCAAGAUGACGGCGGACGGCGUGGACCUGGAGGGAGUAGAGAUGGGAGAGAGGGUAGUUGUGGAGGAUGAGAAUGGGGAGGAGGUGACUGGACAAGUCUUUUUGAUGUCCGGAGGCGGCAAGGGUGCUGGUGGCAAGGGUCGAGACAAGUACAAGACUGUUCCGUGCAAGGACUUUGCUGCUACCGGCCAAUGCCCAUACGGUGACUAUUGUUCUUUCCUCCACGACGAGAAACCUCGCUCCGAGCCGGAAGCUGAACAAUCCCAAUCUACACCCACCCCUGCAUCUCUCGACGCGUGGUCCAAGGCUAUCCCCAAAGCUCGACUCGUCCCCUCCGUCAAGGUCGACCCCGAAGCCAUCGAGAAGGCGCAUACCAACGGGCUUUCUGCAUUUGCGGGGCCGUUCCACAAGACACCUUUCUUGGUGGACCAGCAUGGAGAUUUCUUGGCUACAAGCCGCGCUUCGUCCCCUGGAGGCGUGCUCACGUCAAAGGCUCAGACGCCACCAGCGCUCGCGAGCGAGCCUGCUUCUGUCCUCAUGACUUCUGCCUCCUCGGCACCCCCUCAAACUAAUGCUUGGAUCCAGGGGCCGCCCAUGUCGGUCAAGAAGGUCCGCAGCUUGAAGAAGGUGACCAUUAACCACCGCCGAGAGCUUUCCGUCAAUGUCGACGCCCCGCCAACCACGCCGACCUCUGUAAACCACCUCGUGCCUCCCAUCUCUGCUGCCUCCAUAUGGACAGAGAGCGACCCAGCUACGCCAUUUGACCCAUAUGUGCAAAGACAAAAGAUCAUGGAGAUGGAGGCCGAGGCGAGGAGGGUGGGCUUGAAUCAGCCAAAGGUCAUGCCUAGGAGUGGGCUCGCGAAUCUGGCAUAUGACGCUGCUCCUCAGCAACAGCAGCAACCACAAGUCCACUCGUCUGCCGAGUCGCCUUAUCUCCCCUUUGCCGCCCCUGCCUACCCCUGGGGCAUGCCCAUGUCCCCAGUGACUUCGAACGGUCAAGAGCCGUCUGGUCCCGAGGUUGAUGGAGGUUUGGGAGUGAUGUGGACGCCGGCUGGGUGGGCUGUGCAGGAUGCUGCUAUGAAGAAUGCGUUAAGGAGUGCCGAGGUCAAGAUGAGGCACAAGGAUGCCAAGAGGAGAAAGCCCAAGAACUAUUACAGGACUCGACCCUGCAAGUUCUUUGCUGAAGGGCACUGUCCCCAUGGCGCCGAAUGCACCUUCCUGCACAUCAUCCCCGCCUCCUCUCCCGAACCACCUUCCUCCUCCGACAGCGACUCUGUCGAAGCGCGCUCCAGGACACCCCAGCAGCACCAAAAGUACAAGACCCUUCCCUGCAAGUUUUUCAACUCUUCUGCGGGUUGCGUCAAUGGGGACGACUGUGCAUUCUUGCACACGCGAGUAGUGCCCGACUCGGUACAGCUCGUCGAGAGGCCGAGGCCUUGGAGGACGAAGCCUUGUAGGCACUACCAGUUGGGCAGGUGUAUGCUGGGUGAUGCGUGCCACUUUGCACACGUAGAGGAUCCUGCGUGGGUCGCUUCUGGUGCUGGAAGACCUCGCGGGUUUGGCAGUCCCAGUGGCAUGCCUUCCGACGUUGCUCAAUUGACCGAAGAGUCGGUCGAGCAAACGCUUGAAAAGAUCAGGGACAUGAGGUUGAAGGAGGAUGACGACGAUGAGGAGGAUGAUGACAUCCAGUUUGUGACUCACGCCUUGAGCCCCUCCAGCUCUGGCUACCACCUUGUCGCGUAA
This is a messenger RNA of Cryptococcus wingfieldii CBS 7118, 2844 nucleotides long. RefSeq lists its product as hypothetical. Lineage: Eukaryota; Fungi; Basidiomycota; Tremellomycetes; Tremellales; Cryptococcaceae. Bases 1 to 2844 code for a protein of 947 amino acids. The transcript has 4 exons. Gene Ontology annotation, molecular function: metal ion binding; mRNA binding. The record is from RefSeq and is a predicted model, not a curated record.